This is a messenger RNA of Xyrichtys novacula (pearly razorfish), 3666 nucleotides long. The record is from the annotation of a GenBank genome assembly. NCBI's taxonomy places the organism in Eukaryota, Metazoa, Chordata, Actinopteri, Labriformes, Labridae.
GUGAUUGGUCUCCUGCGUGUUUCCGGUUUCAAACUUGGAUUCUAACCGUAACGUGAAAACCAACAUCUGAAAUGCUAAAAACGGCUGAAGUUGACGAAACUUCGGUGUGUAGAACUGUUUUCAGCCAUGAAAGGGACAGCCAAAACGAAGGUAAGACCCAGACCUGUCAUAUGUGAACCAGCAACUCCCUCCGGAUACCUAUUUUAGCUUUGAGCACAGUUGUUGUGAGUGUUUUUACGAUGCUGUGAACUGUCAGUGUGUUUACUGACUCCUGAACGUGAUGUUUAAGAAGGUCAUCAGUCUGUAGUAGACUUUCCACUUAGUUCUGAUAUUUCUUUUGGAAGUUAUCUUUAGUUAUGUCUUCAAUUGUCUGGGUGUGAUUGUUUUUUUCAUCGUUCAAAGGACACAUGUCAUUGUUUCCCUGCUUAUUUCUUUAAAAGUUGAUCUCUUAGCUUAAAGUUUUGACUGACUUUGACAGGAUAUGAUUCAUGCGUGCAUACAGUUUACCUGUAUAAAAAGUAAAGAACUGCUCAUGUUUUGCAGGUGGUGACAUCUGGGAGGCUGACAGGAAGAGUCAAGGUACAGUCUGCAAAAAGAAGGUAAAAAAACAGCAUUAAGUCAUCUUUCUAUUGCAUGAAAUUUUGAAGUAACCAGUGUUUUCCUACUCCCUCACAGCCAGCUGUCCUCUAUCUUGUGUUACUUUUAGAGUUCCUCCAAAUCCAGCUCCUCCAGCCCGCCCCGUUCCAGCCUACUCUCUGUACUCUACAGACUCUGAAGACCAGGCAAGGAACUAAGACUAGAUCAUCUCUGAGAGUCUCGUUUCUGUUUAAAACGUGGUCCAGACUUUAAUCAAUACAGCUGCAUUCACUAAAUGAAGAAAUAAGUGUCAGAUAGGGGAAAAAUGUCUGGACUUUAAUAUCACUUAACCUUUCGUGUGCAAAAUAUCUUACAUUGAUAACUCUUUCUUUCCUUUAUCAAUGUGUUUGGAUUUAUGUUUGUGCAUUCAACAACUCCUGAUACAUUGUCUUCAUAAAAGCAGCUGAUCUCUCUCCUCUCAGGUCACUUCUCUCCACAAAGGUCUGGACCGGUGUGCCGAUUUGCUCAACGGCAUCCUGCAGGUGGAUAAAUCAGGUCAGAGGAGCUUCAAACUCGACUUCAGAUGUCAAAAUACAAAACCCAAUUCCAUUGAAGUUGGGAAAUUGUGAUAAACAUAAAUAAAAACAGAAUACAAUGAUUUGCAAAUCCUUUUCAACCUAUAUUCAACUGACAAACUACACUACACUACAAAGACAAGAUAUUUAAUGUUCAAACUCACAAACUUUAUUUUUUUUUGCGAAUAAUAAUUAACUUUAUAAUUUGAUGGCAGCAACACGUGACAUAAUAACAGGAUGAAUGUGAACACCCUUUGGGGGGCUUCAAAGUGUUUUUGUAUUUGUAGAUGUUUCACCGGGUGUUUCCAGGACACUGAAGGCUGCAGCAGCCAAACCAAAACCUUCGACUUCACAGGGGAAGAAGACCAUGAAGAAAGUCCCUCCACAGACAGGUAGGAGUGUGUUUGUAACUUUUAGUUUCAGCAGGGCUUAAGCAGGAUAAGACUUGCAAGAUGGAUGGAGUAGUGAGGUGGAUUGUGGUUCAGAUAUCAGCUGCUACACCUUCUCUUUUAAUCUCACCUGCAGAUCAGAAGACCCAUCACUCUGUCCAGCAAGUAGCCGGCUGCAGAACUCCCAAAACGCCACAUCAGACCGUCACUGCUCCAGCCGCACACUCAGGAGUGAAGCUCCACCCUCCUCGCAGACAUCCUCAGCACAAGACCCCCACCAUCCCUCCAUCUCAAACCAUCACACCUUCCUCUGACCUGCACAGUCAUCCUCCUGCUCCUGGAGCGCCGCCCACUCGCAGUGAGGCGCAGCAGGAAGGAGAUGGAGGCGAGUUUGUUCCAGUGAGAGACGUCGAUCCUCAAACCUCAGACACACACACCUGUAGUUUAACUAUGCAGCAGGACCUGGACCCUGAUCAGGCAGGUGAAGACCUCUUGCUGGACUCACACAGCGAUCAGACCGAAGAGAGACAGAGGAACGCUCAGGACCUGCUGGAAGAACUCAGAGCUCUAAUUGCAGGUCAAGGUAAACACACACAGGCUUUUCAGAGACUCUUCAAAGAAACAGAUUCAGAUGAUGAAAUAACAUUAAACACGUCUCCAUCCUGAAUUCAUUAAAAAGUCUCAAUCAUUGCAUCUCCCUCUGUUUGUGUGUGUGUCAGGCAUUGUAGCAGAGAGGCUGCUCGGUCACCUGGAGCUCACCCUUUGCUCUUCCUCCUCCUCACUGAUAAAAACUGGAGGUUCAGACAUUCAGGCUGAAGCAGAACGUGCGUCAUUGCAGAGCCAAAACACACAGCUGCACAGGUAACACACACACACAAAACUGCAGGUUAAACAGAAAUACACAUUCAUGAGCCGUUUUUCUGUCUGUGUGUUUUGCAGGCGUGUGAGGAAUCUGCAGCAGCAGCUGAAGCAGAUAGAGGAAGCAGAGAGACGUCAAGAUGCUGAGACUUUUUCAGCCUCAGAGGGUGAAAACAGCUCUUCUGUUUUUGAGUAGCUGAGCACCAAAAACACACUCAAAGUUUGAAUUUUUCGUCCUUUUCCAGUUUUGAUUCUGCAGGGCGAGCUCACCGCCGCUCAGUCUCAGCUGCAGGAACUCCAGUUUGACCUCACAGAGCUACGGAAAGCCCUGCAAGACACACAGAGCGGGCUGAGAGAAAGCGAGGCAGAGAGAGCUGUCAUCCAGACAGGUUUGAUUCACUCAUGUCUGAUUUUACAGCUGAGCCCCACAACUGAUUAAAGAACAAACUCCCAAAUUUAUAAAAAGUUAGACAUCAUUUAACAAAUAUUUUAAGUUUCUGUGGUCGUGUUUGUGUUUGUGUAGAUUUGGAAACCACGAGAAGAAGAUUGGAGGAGUGUGAGCGAGAGAAGAGCGAGUUUGCAACACUGGCUCAGAAAAGACAGGAGGAGAUCCACAACCUGAACAGGUGUGUGUGUGUUUGAUCUUUAAGUUUCAGAUGGUUUUAAAAAAUGAGGCAAACGCUGUAAACACUUCCAUGUAAGAGCUGUUGUCCUCGUCUGUUUCAGGAUCUUGCAGAGUCGAAAUCCGUCGGUGUGUCCCGCUGCACAUGCUGACUCUCAGAUAUCACAGCAGCAUUUUCACAGAAAUCCAGCAGAGCCCCCGUUAGACCGGAUCACUCAGUACCUGAAGUCUCUGGGUCAGAUGGAGAAGGCGUGUGUGUCUACAGAGACAGAUGCAGAAUUACCAUCGCAUCCUGCUGUCAGAUCUACAGACCCUUCGGUCUGCUCCUCACUUCAGCAACCCGAGAAUCAUCGCCGUCAGCUCUUCAAUUCCUCGCUGUCUCACUGCGACCGAGUAUCUCUGUGCUCUGAUUGGAGCAGGACAUCUGGCUCCACCUUCAACACCAGAGACGAGGCUGCGUUCAGAGACGGUCUUGCAGCUCUGGACGCGACCAUUGCUAGUCUACAGAAAACGAUGAAGCUUGACCUGAAGAGUUGAUCCGGUUGACUGUACAGCUUUGAGAUGAAACUCUCCUGUUUCAGCUUUAUGUUACUCUGUUAGGGGUUUGGAUUUAUUAUUUAAUAAAUAAAGCUUUUUUUAAUCCUGU